Hippoglossus stenolepis (Pacific halibut) is the source of this 1258-nucleotide messenger RNA. RefSeq names its product regulator of cell cycle (gene rgcc). The record is from RefSeq and is a predicted model, not a curated record. Gene Ontology annotation, biological process: regulation of cell cycle. The coding region runs from base 133 to 513 and encodes 126 amino acids. The transcript is spliced from 5 exons. Lineage: Eukaryota; Metazoa; Chordata; Actinopteri; Pleuronectiformes; Pleuronectidae.
UAAAGCUGCAGCUCGCGCAGCUUCGGGCUCAGUUCGAGCUGCAGGAUUCGAACAGCGGAACUUUAACACUGAGGAACUUUCACGUUCACUUCAGAACAACUGAGACUUUUCUGGAUAAAAAACACUGGAAUCAUGAAAUCUCCAAAACUCAAAGCUCAAGCGGACCUGGCGAACGAGCACGACCUGAGCGACGUGCUGUGCGAGUUCGACGCGGUGAUGGAGGACUUCACGUCGCCGGUGGAGAAGCGUCACUUCAGGUACGACGAGCACCUGAAGACCGCGAAGAGGAGGAGCAGCGCCAGCGUCAGCGACAGCGGCAUCAGCGACUCUGACAGUGCAGAGUCCCUGAACAGAAACAGCUUCAGCUUCAGUGACGAGCGGCUGAAUUCUCUCACCGUGUUCUCCCCCGCAGCCGCCUCGCCGCCGCGGACGUCACCGAAACCCAAACUCGGCGACACUAAAGAGCUGGAGGACUUCAUCGCCGACCUGGACAAGACAUUAGAGAGCAUGUGACACGGAGGCUGGCAGGCGUCCUGGAGUGAAGCCACGAGAGAGGGAGGGAGUGGACGUCUCCCCCCGAACAUGCACCUGCCUCCCCCCCACCCACACUGACAACCACCCAACAGGAUACAGCUGGAUGGCAACUGGUGGCUCCACCGCGGCGUCCGGUCGAGCCUCCUAAAGUUAGAGCUCGACCGAGUCCCGGCCGCCUGAAGCGACUGCAGGACACGACCAUUGUAGGGAGACGAGGACGAGGAGACGAGGACGAGGAGACGAGGAGACGAGGACGAGGAGACGAGGAGACGAGGAGUCGAGGACGAGGAGACGAGGACGAGGACACUUGUUGUUGUGCAGAAUCACAACACGGAAUAUUUUCACUGGAACAUUUGUCAGAAUCACAAACCAACACACGGAGCAGGUCACACCCCCUCAUCUGAAACCUGAGCUGGAAGAGUAUUUAAAAGAAAUGCCUUUUUAUAAUAGAAAUAUAUUUGUAAUUUUAUAGAGCUUCCUAUUGUCUUUUUUUUUUUUUUGUGAAAUAUAUUAUUUUUGUAACUUGUGUAAAUAAUAAUGGUUCUAAAAGUCUAUUUGCUUUGAUAUUAACAGUCAGAUUAAGAUGUGACUGGAAUAAAAGGUUCCAUGUUUCAAUGAGAACUGGAAAUUAAUCCGCUAGGGAAAGAAAAACUGGAAAGUAAAUAUAUGUAUUUAAUACAGCUACUGUCUGCCAGAUAUUAAAGUCUGAGAUAUUGUUCUUUUA